This is a messenger RNA of Capsella rubella, 787 nucleotides long. RefSeq names its product CLAVATA3/ESR (CLE)-related protein 43. The record is from RefSeq and is a predicted model, not a curated record. Lineage: Eukaryota; Viridiplantae; Streptophyta; Magnoliopsida; Brassicales; Brassicaceae. The transcript has a single exon. The coding region runs from base 271 to 549 and encodes 92 amino acids.
CAUAGAAAACGACAUAUACAGAGACUCACGCAAAUAACAAAUGAGCCAAUGACACAGCACGCCCGUCAUCUUCCCCUCCCCUCAGGCUGCGCCUGCUCCACCUCAUUAAACACAUAGAGAGGGACUACAUAGAUAGAAAGAGAGAAAGAUAUGGAGUUGUCUCAUGUCUGAAUAUAACAAUCUCUGACCGUUCUUGUCAUAUCAAGAAAACAAAACUAAUCUCUCACACUCUCUCUUUCUUUCUUAUUUCUUGAUCAUCUCCGUUUCUGUAUGGGUUGUCGAGAUAUUCUGUUGACUUUCUCCGUCGCUCUCUUACUCAUAUCUCUCUUCCAGAUCUGGCUUUUCCGGGAAGGACGAACAGUUCCAGAACUAUCGGAAGACCAACUCGGGUCGACCAAGAACAAGAAGGACGACGAAGAUGUUCAUCAACGACUCUACCAAAAGUACUUCAAGGGAAGAUCGUUUAGUGUGAAGAGCAACAACAAUCACUUUCGCUUUGAAGAUUCCAAUAGAAGGAUCCCUAGUUCCCCAGAUCGCCUUCACAACUAGUUAGUUCGUGUCUUCUUUAGCUUUCUAUAUAUAUAUUCUUUUAUUGUCUUCCUUCUUCUUUUGGACUCUUACCUCAUUUUGUUAGUAUGUAUUAUUCGUAAAAUUGUUAUCUAGAUAUUCUACUAAGAAACGAGAGCAUUUUGUUUAGUUAGUUUUCAGAUCAAAGGAUACGGUAAAUUAAACUCCGUAACUAUGUAAACACUUGAUGAGAAAAAAAUAUUGAUUCACUUUUGUCUCA